ACCGUGGAACUCGGUACCAACGGAGGUCUCUCUCGAGGAGGAGGAGGACGCAGGCUGUCGCCGGAUCAUCUUCGACUUGGAUGUCUCGAGGAUAUCGGGCAAGCGAGGGGAAAAGGGAGCGGGAGAGACAGAGAGGAAGCGAAGUGACGUUCACUUUGGGGAAUCGUCCCGGCGACGACGAAGAGAGACGCGACUGCCUCUCCGGGAGAAACGUCAGACGUCGGGGUUGAGAGGAGACGAGUUUGGAAGUAUUAUUUCCGGACUUCCGAGAGACUUCCACGGCGACGACGUUCCCUCGGAGGGACCGGAUCUCGAGGAGAUCCGCCGGCUGGGACUCGAGGAAGAAGAGAUCAGGAUUUCCACACCGCCGGGUGUCGAGGAGCGUCAAAAUGGUACAGCGCGCGAGCAAAGCCGUGCUACUGGCAGCGUUUCUCCUCCUGAACGUGCUGAGCAUCGUCGACUCGGUGCCCCUCAACAAAUCCCUCCGCGGCACGCUGAGACUCUGCUCGAGGAGCCUGAGCGACGCACUGUACAUAGUGUGCCGGGAACGCGGCUACAACGGGUACUCGUACGGCGACGACGACGAGCCGCGGGCCGACAACGGCCAGGGCCUCGUCGACGAGUGCUGUUACCACCCGUGCACCUACGAGCAGCUUGAGCAGUACUGCAAGCCGAUACCGGGGGAGAAGCGGGACGAAUCGAGGGACGUCAUGGAGGAGACGUACAGGAUAGUCCAUAUGCCUUUUCCCUACGCGGCGAGAGAUCUGUCGGAGGAGAGUCCGGAGAUGGACUACGCCGGCGGUGCGAUAAAACGUAAGGUCGAUGGUAUGAAAAAGGGACGGCACAGGGGAAAAGGUGGUCGCAAAGAUGUCGGUGAAUGCGAGGGAAAGGCUGACGCGAAAAAGCGACACCGCGGCAGGCACUGCAGAUGCCGACGUCGGCGUCUGGAGUGUCGCCGAACUGGCAAGGUUUCACGCGGCGACGUUAAGCCUCUAGCUAACAAAUUCGUGACGUCACCGGCGGCGGACAAGCCCACGUCGUUUCCUACCGAGUCGUAAUUCGCCGCUGAGAACAAUGCAAUUAAUUAGCGACCGUCCGCACGGGAGGAGGGGGAGGAUCGGGAGA
Molecule: messenger RNA, 1125 nt
Organism: Dinoponera quadriceps
Lineage: Eukaryota; Metazoa; Arthropoda; Insecta; Hymenoptera; Formicidae
Product: insulin-like growth factor I
Exons: 3
Coding region: 390-1058 (222 amino acids)
Cellular component (GO): extracellular region
Molecular function (GO): hormone activity
Source: RefSeq, a predicted model, not a curated record